AUGGCUAUUCUCAAUAUCGCCCCGGUAGUGGCCAAGUUGUUUAUUGGAUGUUUUGUUUUCUAUCAUAAAUUCAACAUCUACGCUUCUCUCUUGGUGGUGAUUGCCUCUGUCACCUAUGUUUCGGCAGAAGUUUUUACUUCCAAUUGGAACCUAGAGCAUCAACGCGAGGUGAAGCAAACCCAGCGAAAUGAAACCCGCAUCGUGCAACAAGCCAUGCAAGGCUGGCGCACUAUCACAUACUUCAACCAGUUCUCUUACGAGAGACCGGAUUCCUGGGGUCAAUGA
Molecule: messenger RNA, 285 nt
Organism: Penicillium canescens
Lineage: Eukaryota; Fungi; Ascomycota; Eurotiomycetes; Eurotiales; Aspergillaceae
Exons: 1
Coding region: 1-285 (94 amino acids)
Cellular component (GO): membrane
Molecular function (GO): ATP binding
Source: RefSeq, a predicted model, not a curated record